UCGCGUCCCCAUCAUCAUUAGCCCAAUCACUCUUGUCUCCUUCCUCCAUUUCGUGUAUAUCUUCUUCUCUUCUCAUUCUUUCUCCUCCUCUGAUUCUCCGCUAAAUUUAGCGGAGUUUUCAUAUGGGUUUUGGCUUCCCCACUCAUCAAUUCAAGCCCUCUUCAUUCAUAGCUUCAUAUCUCGUGUCAAUCUUCGUUGUUUAACUUUAUUAUCCUUUUUAAGUUAUGGUUUUGAUGGAGACUUUUUCGGAGAUUCUGCAAAGACCCACAAUUGGAGCAGUCUUCAUGGAGGUGAUGAUAUUUUUGUCUCCGGUGUGGAUUGCGUUUCUUGUUGGUGUUCUUGUUGGAUGGGUUUGGAAACCCAGAUGGGCAAACUCCAGAAAUAAUGGAAAAUUCGAUUGUUCAUCACCCACUUCUAUUAUUUCGUCCCCUGUAAAGGGUUUUGGUUCGAUGCAGAGCUUGAAUUCUUCUAAGGUUCCGAAGCCAAGUUGUAUGGAUAGUGGAGUGGAUAAGCAUCAAAUUUCAUUUCCAUCAAGUACUGAAAACACCAAUUGCAGCAGUUCAUUGCAUCUAAAAAAUGAGGAGCCUGUUGCUGUGGUGGAGGAUGAUUUGGAGUAUUUAUACCAUCUUGUUGAGAGGACAGAUGGAGGUCCUCCUUGGAAACAUAUGAUGGAUCGUUCCGGCCCCAAUAUGAACUACCAAGCAUGGCAGAGAGAUCUUGAGACGGGUCCUCCUCAUUAUUGUACCAGAACUAUAUAUGAGGAUGCCACACCUGAAUUGUUGAGGGACUUCUUUUGGGAUGAUGAGUUCCGAUUGAAGUGGGAUGACAUGCUUGUUCAUUCUGAAACAAUGGAGGAAUGCCCAACCACAGGAACCAUGGUAGUGCGUUGGAUACGGAAGUUCCCCUUUUUAUGUAGUGACAGGGAGUACAUAAUAGGCCGACGAAUAUGGGAAUCAGGAAGAUCAUAUUACUGCAUCACUAAGGGAGUGCCUCGCCCUUCUGUUCCAAGGCGGGACAAACCAAGACGUGUUGACCUAUGCUACUCGAGUUGGUUCAUUCAAGCAGUGGAAUCGAGGAAGGAACAUGGCCAGCUGACUGCAUGUGAGGUGAUUCUGUUUCAUCAUGAAGAUAUGGGCAUUCCACGGGAAAUUGCAAAGUUUGGAAUACGGCAGGGGAUGUGGGGAACUGUCAAGAAGAUUGAGCGUGGUUUACGUGACUACCAGAAGGCAAGAGCAUCUGGGGGGCAAAUCUCUCGACCUGCAUUUAUGGCUCAGAUCAGCACCAAAAUUAAUCCAGGCUACAUGAAAUCCUUGGAAAAUGCUGAGGAAUCAUCAGAGACUCAAGGUCAGGUUCUUGAUUUGCCUGAGAAGCCAACGGGCAUGAACAUACCAAAGCUUCUAGUUUUUGGUGGGGCUGUUGUCCUUGUUUGUAGUAUUGACCGGGGCCUCUUGACAAAGACACUUAUAUUCGGCAUUGCCAGAAGGUUUGCCAAUGCAGGAAGGAGAUUAUAGUCUUGUGAGGAGUUGGAACAUUCAAGGCGUAAUAGGUGUCUCAUCUGUUGAAACGAGCUGUUUCAACCCUACUACCCCCUUAACCCCCAUCGAGCGACCUUCUCAGUUGUGAGCCAAGGCAACUCACCUCACCUUUCACAAAAGAUGAAUAUUGUUGUUAUUGUUAUUCCCUUUUCUAAAUAAUAGUUUAUUAGUUGAUGAAGCUGCAGAAGUCGGAUAUGGAAGAGAACAUAUUGUUGUAUUUACUGCAAGUGGAGAUUAAUUUUUAGGAUAUGCUGCUGCCUGCUAAAUUAUGGGCAGCCCUGGUGGUUCCUUUAUUUGUUCUUUUCAGGCUAAUUGGUUUCUCAUCCUGGUAGUCUUGAUAUAUGCUGCUUAGUCGAUAAUAGCUUGUACAUAAACUAGUAAUUAACUUCUAUAAAUAAUAGCUUGUACAUGAACUUCUGUAA
This is a messenger RNA of Cornus florida, 1957 nucleotides long. RefSeq lists its product as uncharacterized. NCBI's taxonomy places the organism in Eukaryota, Viridiplantae, Streptophyta, Magnoliopsida, Cornales, Cornaceae. Gene Ontology annotation, molecular function: lipid binding. The transcript is spliced from 6 exons. The record is from RefSeq and is a predicted model, not a curated record. The coding region runs from base 225 to 1511 and encodes 428 amino acids.